UGGUAAAUCUCAUCAGUGAGCUCCAGGAGCAGAUGUGCAGGUUUCAGGCAGAGAUCAGCACUCGCAUCCAGGAGAAACGGGCCCUGGAGGAGCGGGAGGCCCAGCAGGGGGAGCCCAGAGGCAGCCAAGCCCAGGGCCAGGGCCCUCAGCCUGGGUUAGCCGGCUCUGACCUUAGCCUCCCCGGCUCUGACGCCUGGAUGCACAAUGGAGGACAGACUGUACACGAUCUGUUACAAGAAGUGAAGCAGCUGAAAAGCAGAGUGGACGAGCUGGAAGGAGAGAAGAGUCGAUACGAGAAGAAGCUACGAGCAACAAAGGCUGAAAUCUCCGAUCUGCAGCAGCUCGUUGCCUCCAGAGACGCAGAGAUCGAGUGCCUGCAGACCCAGCUGCUCGCCAGAGACGGCUCGGCCAACGACAACGCAGAGAGAGACCAGGAAUACCAGAGGUUGAAGGUGGGGAUGGAGUCUCUGUUGGCGUCAAAUGAUGAAAAGGAUCGUCGGAUAGAGGAGUUGACGAUUCUCCUCAGCCAAUACAGAAAGAUGAGGGAGGUCAUCGCCCUCGCUCAGGGGAGCAGCGAGGAGGAGCUGAGCAGUUUGAAACUCAGAGCCAUCACACACAAAACUCACUCUGACAUCCUUCGGUCGGAGAUGUCAUCGAGAGGAUCUUCCCCGCUGAUGUUAUUGUCAUCUCCGUACCAGAGAGAACUGGACUUCAGCAUCACUAAUUCAGUGGACACGUCGUUGGUGUCGACUGCAGAUACAAGCUUCUUCAAUGGUUCCUGGCAUCAGCGCAGGUUGUUGUCCAGCAGCCUGGAGGAGCUGCAGAGUGGAUCCUUACAAACGAAUCCUCACCUGGAGCUGAGCAAGUAUCAGACUCUGCCGGGGAAACUGAGUAAAAAGAGCGAGCGGAGACCUGAGCUGAACGGAGACGGAGAAUAUUCAUCUCCUGUCCAGCUCUCGUCUGUGCACAGCCACGGGCAGGACUACAGACUGAGAUGUCCAGAGAAGCGGGACGAGUGCGUCCUCUCAGACCAGUCUCCUCUGUCCUCCGGAGUGGACUCUGGACAACAGUCGCCGGUCUCACCAGAGAACAGGAAGAGUCACAGAGGCAUUAAGAAGCUCUGGGGGAAGAUUCGCCGCAGCCAAUCAGGUAGUCCUGUCCAGGUUCACGACCCGGAUCUGGGAGAGUUUAAGAGAGGAGGCUUCAGAGCCACAGCUGGACCUCGACUGGCCCGAUCAGGGAACACACGAGACCUGAAGUUACCUUUCUCCAAGUGGAGCACAGAUCAGGUGUGUGAUUGGCUUGAGGACAUCGGACUCGGUCAGUACGCCAUCUUUGCUCGCCACUGGGUCACCGGCGGUCAGACUCUACUGUCGGCCACCGCACAAGACCUGGAGAAGGAGAUGGCGAUGAAGAACCCGCUCCACAGGAAGAAGCUGCUGUUGGCCGCCAAGACGUUCAGCAGCAAGCAGCCGGAGAAGUCCGCAGAGCUCGAUUACAUCUGGGUCACACGUUGGCUCGACGACAUCGGCCUCCCUCAGUACAAAGAUCAGUUCAAUGACGGACGAGUGGACGGACAGAUGCUGCAGUUCCUCACCGUGAACGACUUAUUAUUCCUUAAAGUGACGAGUCAGCUCCAUCACCUCAGCAUCAAGUGUGCGAUUCACGUUCUCCACGUCAACAAGUUCAACGCCAACUGCCUCAAACGCAGGCCCAGCACUGAGAACCAGUUCUCUCCCAGUGAAGUCGUCCAGUGGUCCAACCACCGGGUCAUGGAGUGGCUGAGAUCCGUGGACCUGGCGGAGUACGCGCCGAACCUGAGGGGCAGCGGCGUGCACGGAGGGCUCAUAAUGCUGGAGCCUCGCUUCAACUCAGACACGCUGGCCAUGUUACUGAACAUCCCUCCUCAGAAAACGCUGCUGAGACGCCACCUAACCACCAACUUCGACAAUCUGGUGGGAACACAGGCGCAGCAGGAGAAGAAGGAGUUCACCGAGGCGGCGGGCUACUCCCCUCUCAGCAUCGCGGCUAAAGUUAAGCCAAAGAAGUUGGGUUUCUCUAACCUGACUCACCUCAGGAGAAGACGAGCGGACGAGUCCACAGAUUACGUCUGUCCCAUCGAGUCGUCCUCGCCUCAGUCGGGACAGCCUGUGGCGAACGGGACACAGAUGCGCCCGUACGCCGGCUUCAGAGGCCUGAGCCCCAUCCUGGACCGAGAGCCCGACCAGUCCAGGCACCAGGUGGGGCUCGACGACAGCAGGGCUCUCCCAUCUCCAUGACAACACCCGUGACGACAACAUGGAGUUAUUGUGUCGACACCACGGGCAGCUAUGUUGUCACGCUUUCAGCCAAUCGGCUACUACUCUGCUUCCUCUGCUUGCGGCCCAUAAUACCUCAGCUCAUCCGCUCCCUGCUCCUUCAGACACCCCCCCCCCACCCCCAUCAGCCCGACCCUGUGCCUUACUCCGAAGAGAUUCACAGACCGUGUCACAGUCACGGCCGCCUGUCGUGACGGGUGCACUGAGACGAUGAAUCUGACGCACAAAGCGUUUUGACGAUUUCAUUUCCCCUCAGA
Molecule: messenger RNA, 2575 nt
Organism: Paralichthys olivaceus (Japanese flounder)
Lineage: Eukaryota; Metazoa; Chordata; Actinopteri; Pleuronectiformes; Paralichthyidae
Source: RefSeq, a predicted model, not a curated record